This is a messenger RNA of Mixia osmundae IAM 14324, 2021 nucleotides long. RefSeq lists its product as uncharacterized. The transcript is spliced from 8 exons. The coding region runs from base 39 to 1964 and encodes 641 amino acids. Gene Ontology annotation, biological process: exocytosis. Gene Ontology annotation, molecular function: phosphatidylinositol-4,5-bisphosphate binding. Lineage: Eukaryota; Fungi; Basidiomycota; Mixiomycetes; Mixiales; Mixiaceae. Gene Ontology annotation, cellular component: exocyst. The record is from RefSeq and is a predicted model, not a curated record.
ACCAGACAGACGAUCACCGUGCGGCCGGCCCUCGUGCCAUGGCAGAGGCUUACACCUUCUCAGCUCGGCCGACGGGCUCGAACCAGCAGUCUGCCGCAAUGGACCAGGCCUAUGCAGACGUCGUACUCCUCUCGCAAGCCUUGUCGAAAAGCAAGCGUGUCACAGAACGCAUGACAGGAUUGCUGCGCACCUUCGACGACCGUCUUGUUCGGCUAGAGAAGUCAGUAGUCGGCAUCAACCGCUCAACGACAGGACUUAGCAAGACCCAAAAGAACGUGGAAGCAGCUCUCGUAGCAAUAGAUGCGCUCCUGGGCGGACAUGACUCACUCGAGCGAGAACGCGCUAUCAUCACCAAGGGGCCAAGGGACGACACGACAGCGUACAUGGCCUCUAUGACGCGCCUCGUGACAUCGCUCAAGCAGACCGGCUCCAUCACACUCAACGGUCCGUUCCAGCAAACAGGCGUCAACUCGCACGAAUCUGCAGCUCAGAUGAGCAGUCUCCUCGAGACGGGCGCCAAGCAGAUCGUGCAACUCUUCACUGCUCAAGUCAGAGAAGCGUCGCCUGAGCGCGGUAUCGAUCUACGCGGCCAGACUGCCGAGACUGCUCAGUUUCCGCCAAUACCCGCUGCGCGCAUGGACUCUCUUCGACAACUUGCUGCCUUUGUGCAAAAGCUGCCGAGUCCGGCAAACCGGCUGGACGUAGAGAUGCAGAAAGCGUACGGCGAGAUCAGGGGGAAAUUCAUGGCCGCUUCGUUGGAGCCAGUCGCCAAGCAGGUCGUCGACUUUGCAUCAUCUCAGCAACCAUUGAUGACCAUGCCGAUCUGGAUGGACCUCUUCUUCGCAUUCGGCAGGAGCGAGUAUCAGUUAGCCUCGAGUGUCUUUGCACCUUAUGCGGCUAGCUUCAUCUUCAAGCAAGUCGUGCCGCCAUCUCUGGCACUCUUUGCAGAGACCGGCCAGAGCAUCAACGCGAUCAUCAAGAAGGAUGUCUCCUCGAGCGUCGCAGUAGCUUUCGAAGUCUACGCCGCCCUCAAAACACGCGAAGACAGAUUCGAGGAGCUCAUCCGGUCCAAGUCGGGCAGACGCGAGAACGAGCUUGUCGACCUUGCGCAUGCUUUCCGUGGUUCUUGCUUGCGUAGUUUGCCAGAAUUCCUCGAAGAGACACGAGCAUGGGGGAUCAAGCAGCUGACGCCGACGGAGAGUAUGUCAGCAGCUAUAGCGACCAUGACGGUCAGCGUAAUCAACUUUUUGCGGCAAUUAUCGCUUUACCAGGAUGCAGCCGAGGGCUUCUUACAAACGCUUGGGGAUGGCAAUUGGACAUUCGGAGCCUCUCGACCCGGUCCCACUGCUACUCGCUCCAAGGGACAGUCACUGCUCUCGAAGUAUUCAGAUGAUGUCUUCUAUACUCUGUUAGGCGCGCUAGACGCGCGAACAAAGAGCCUACGGACGCAGCGAGCAGGCGUAGCAGCCAUCUUCCUGCUCAACAAUCUGACCUACGUCCGACGCGAGAUCCACUCGAGCGGAAUCGAUGAUGUGCUCAGCGAGCAAUGCGAGGACGAGCUCAACAAGCGGAACAGGACUGCCAAAGCUGCCUACCUCGAGAUCAUCGGUCCCCUCGUUGGCUGUCUCAUGGAUGCAGCACCAGAAACGGGCUUGCUCAAGACGGGUCUGGGUGCGGUAGGAGUAGGGACGGGCGGACGGGACCGCGCUGAAGUCAAGGACCGGUUUGCGAGAUUCAACGAAGCGCUCGAAGAGAUCGAAAACCUCCAUGCUACUGCCAAAUUAGCAUCCACAGAGCCAGAGCUCAAAGCGAGACUGCAAGACGAGACUAACCGCAUGGUCUUGCCUACUUACAAAGCCUUCUUCAACAAGCACAAGACGGGCGAAUUCACAAAGAAUCCAUCACGGUAUCUUCGCGUUGAUCCUGAUCAGUUGCAGGCUCGUCUCAACGCACUCUACCAGUAGGUUUAAUGCAACAUUGCUCGUCUCGAUGCAUGGCGACAACAAUUCAUACAAGAGUGC